This is a messenger RNA of Lathyrus sativus (Indian pea), 681 nucleotides long. The record is from the annotation of a GenBank genome assembly. NCBI's taxonomy places the organism in Eukaryota, Viridiplantae, Streptophyta, Magnoliopsida, Fabales, Fabaceae.
AUGGCGCCGAAGGUUAAGAGCGGUGACAUUAAUAUGAACAGUAACGGCAACACUAACGGCGUCGUUAAGGAGCCGCAUUUUCGCGGAGUGAGGAAGAGGCCAUGGGGAAGAUACGCCGCCGAGAUCAGAGAUCCAGGAAAGAAGAGCCGUGUUUGGCUCGGAACCUUUGACACGGCGGAGGAAGCGGCAAGAGCCUACGAUGCCGCCGCACGUGAAUUCCGUGGUCCCAAGGCGAAAACUAACUUCCCUUUCCAUACGGAAAAUCUUAAGAUCCAUAGCCCUAGCCAAAGCAGCACCGUUGAAUCCUCGAGCCGUGACCGUGACCGUGAUGCCGCCGCUGAUUCUUCUCCUCCUCUUGACCUCAAUUUGGCUCCUCCAAUCAAAGGUCUCGUCCGAUUUCCGUUUCCGCAUCGGUUCACUCCGAUUCCGGCGGUAAACCAGGCAGCGUUUUACUUUGACACUUUUCAACGCGCCGGUACGGCGAAUUCCCGUCCUAACAAGGCUUACGGAUUCGAAUAUUUUCCCUCCGUGAAGACGAGUGUAUUCCACGCGACGACCGGUGCGCAUAGUGAUUCAGACUCUUCAUCGGUGAUUGAUCUGAACCACCGUGAAGAAGGCGUAAAAGCCGUUAGAGAUUUCGAUUUCGAUCUUAACUUUCCUCCUCCGGAAGAUAUGCUAUAA